Molecule: messenger RNA, 714 nt
Organism: Penicillium griseofulvum
Lineage: Eukaryota; Fungi; Ascomycota; Eurotiomycetes; Eurotiales; Aspergillaceae
Exons: 1
Coding region: 1-714 (237 amino acids)
Source: RefSeq, a predicted model, not a curated record
AUGUCAUCUACCGACGCUUACAAGUGGGAGCAGGUCGAAGAGCUCUACGGCGCCCCAAUCACAGAUUUACAGAUCACCCCUCAGCGACCUGUAAUGUGUUAUGUGAGCCUAGAUCACGGCAUUAGUCGCCCGCUCGUUGUAGUUGACGAGUGGAUUAGCGAGAACUACCUUAUCUGGACUCUCUGCGCUGCGUUCGCAAAACACGGCAGCGACAGAAUCUGGACACGCAGGUUUGACGAUUCCCACCGCGACCAGUGGGUUCAGAUAAAGGAGAUUGUGCGGAGGAUGCAUGGUGCUGACCGAUUCCUACUAGAUAUCCCACCCCCGCCUCUGUUGCUCGCGGUCUUCCAAGUACGAGACUCCCAGACAUCUUCGUCCCAUAGCCAUGCCAUUAUGGCCACACCUGCUAGUCCUCGUUCUAGAGGAGGUCUGCUAAGGAUCUUGCGGCAUGUGUACCACGGAAACUAUUCCCCGAAUGAUGUCUUCAGUGUAGUUCUCUAUGACUCCGAUGUGACCGGAGUCGCGCCGCAGUCGCCCCCGCUCGCCCUCCUGGGGUUGCAGCCAGACUCUUCCGAUAUAACAGCAGCAUCGGAUAUCCCCCCUCCAUAUGAGCUUGCUUCCGAGCCGGACUUGUCAGGGCUGGGCGAGCGCUUGAACUCUCCACCUCCUCCUUACCGCACUACCUCUCCUGCUCCUCCUGGUUGGACCCCAUGA